GCGAAGGCUCUUCUUCUCUCUUUCGAACACAGAGUGAGCGUGUUUAUUUUUUCUGGAACACCGGAGAUUUUUGUUGCCGAAAAUGGGGAUACCGACCUUCUUCGAUCAUUUUCCGAUCUCUGGUAUGAUGACGUGAUACUGCGAUUGCGAGGCGUUCACUCUGUGUCUUAGCCGUACUGGUAAAUCCUCAGCAAAAGUGAAGGUUUUUAAUUUCAGUUUGCAUAAUAUAGAAGUUAUUCCAUACUUUGUCUGCAAACACUUUCUAGCAAGUGAUUAUUAUAAUCAUCAAAAUAAUCCGAGAGAUAAAGGUAUCUGUUUUUGCUUAAGCCUCUCAAAUUUCGGAGAUAGGUUAGUUUUUACCCAGUCUAUUAAUCCCCGUGUUUAAUCGAAAAUAUAAAACCAUCCUAAUUUUGUUUGAUCUGUAUGCCUUUAGGAGUGCCCAAUCUUUGAGUUUUUUGAAAUGAUCGAGCUAUUCAGUAGCCAAUAUUCCUGAAAUUGUUGAGAAAGUAUUUAGGGAAAUCGGACUGGAUUUUAGAAUUUGAAGUCUUCCUGUUUGACUAAGCAUUGAUGACUCAGAAAACUAUGUGCUGUGGAAAAUGGUUUUGGAAAACUGAAAGCUAGAGAUAAUUGCAAAAGAAUAGGGUUUUCGAAUUUCGAUCUCCAGAAAUUCCUUUUCCAAUGAAAAUUCAACCAGUUGAUUUCAACUUCUUAACUGAACCACCUAUAUUUGAGCCGGUGAAGCCAGUGACAAAAUCGAGGUUCAAAAGGCUAUUCGAGAGGCAGUUUUCCAGCGUUCUGAGAAUAUCAACGCAGGAAAAGGCGGCAGGCAACGGAGGGGCCGAUGAGCCUCAUCAAUGUAUCAAGUAUGGUCCUGAAGAAUUCGAGCCAAGCUCUGUUUGCCUUGCGAAAAUGGUUCAGAAUUUCAUCGAGGACAACGAGAAACCCAACAGGUGUUGCCGGAACAGAUGCAAAUGCUUCAAUAAAAACUGCACUGACAGCUCCGAUGAGGAACUCGACUCAUUCAAUUGCUUUGGCGAAUCAACAAAUUCACCUUCAUCUGAUGCACUUGAUCUCGUCAAGAGUUUAGUACCUUGUGUGUGUGUUUAUGAGAGAAAUCUGUUAGCAGACGCUGCGAAAAUUGUCGAGAAAAACAAGAUCAGUAAAAGAAAAGACUGUUUUUGUAGAAAAAUUGUCACCGAUAAUCUAAUUGCUCUUGGAUACAAUGCUUCAAUCUGCAAAUCUCGCUGGGAAAAAUCCCCCUCUUUUCCCUCAGGGGAAUAUGAAUAUGUGGACGUGAUGAUUGAAGGGGAUAGGUUUAUAAUUGACAUCGAUUUUCGUUCAGAAUUUGAAAUUGCAAGAUCAACCAAAGCAUACAGAUCACUUCUCCAGACACUGCCUAACAUAUUUGUAGGUAAAUCCGAUCGCCUCGAGAAGAUCAUUAACGUUGUAUCAGACGCAGCCAAACAGAGUUUGAAGAAGAAGGGCAUGCCAUUUCCACCUUGGCGCAAGGCCGAUUAUGUUAAGGCCAAAUGGCUCUCUCCUUACACCCGAACCACUCCGGGAGUAAUUGGUGAGGAAGUGAAGGAUUUGAUUACUACGAAAACAAGUUCUUGUGGUGAAUUUGAGUUGAUUUUCUUGGAGAAAUGUUCGCUGAACAAAACUAACAGCAAUGGGACUAACAAUGAUGGCAACGAUGUGUUUACUAACAGUCGGAGUGAAAACGACAAGGGCAUGACUCCAUUGAUGAAACCAGUGGAGAUUAGGCCAAGGAGUUUGCAGAAAGGAGUUAAGAUGGUUACUGGUUUAGCUUCUGUAAUUGAAGAUGAUAAACCAUGAAAAUUUUGUUGUGUUUUUUAGUUUUGCUUUUAGGGUAUCAGAAUUGAGUGUGCCUUUUGGUUGUUGAGGCUACUCUAUUCUGGAAGGCUAAUCAUUCCCUUCUCCUUUUAUUGUAAGGGUGUUGAACUGUUACUACUUCGUAUCAUCAAUAAUAAUAAUAAUAAUAAU
Molecule: messenger RNA, 2004 nt
Organism: Olea europaea var. sylvestris
Lineage: Eukaryota; Viridiplantae; Streptophyta; Magnoliopsida; Lamiales; Oleaceae
Exons: 3
Coding region: 679-1836 (385 amino acids)
Source: RefSeq, a predicted model, not a curated record